AUGCUGUAUAAAAUUGACCACUGUGUUUCUACGUUCGCAAAUUUUAUUAUUCAUAUGAAAAUGAUGCAAGAAGUGAGUGUCGAUAAAGCUAAGGAGGAGUUGAGAACUAUUGAAAUCGAACCUAAUCAUGAUACUGCACCAGCCAUUUCUUGUUCAGGAAAAGUCGUGGAACCAUACUCGAAUUUUGGGCAGGAUUUGUCGGGAAGCGAUGACGACGAAGCUUCCGAGGUUGACUCAUUUAUCUUGGAAGAUGACAGUGAGCAAGGACUGGAGGCCUCCAAGUUUUUGCUGGCUGCAGAGUCUGAUGGGCAGGGCAUCCAGACUGUUGACCCCCAGACACAGGCAAGGCUAGAAGCUUUGCUGGAAGCUGCUGGAAUCAGCAAAUUGUCUUCAAAGGAUGGCAAAGCUCUCUCGGACCCGGAGGUACUGCGCACACUGACCUCAUCUGUAAGCAGUGCCCUUGAUGAAGCAGCACAAGCUUUGCACCGUAUGAGAGACACCCAGGGACAACUGCCAUCUGGAGAUGGAAUGCACAUGGAUGCAAACGGGGAGAGUGAGUCUAUUGGUCAUCGAUCUGGCUCAGGCAAUGUGGCGGAUGCUUCAGAGGAAGGUGAAAGCUUGCUGUCAUUGGCCUGUUCUGCUGGGUACUACGAGCUGGCUCAGGUCCUGCUGACCAUGAAGGCUAAUGUAGAAGAUAGAGGCAUCAAGGGAGACUGUACUCCACUGAUGGAGGCAGCUAGUGGUGGCCAUGUAGAUAUUGUAAGGCUGCUUCUGCUUCAUCAUGCCGACAUCAACGCUCAGUCCUCCGCUGGUAACACACCUCUUCAUUACGGAGCUUGUGGAGGAUUUAAGGAUGUAGUUCUGGAGUUGGUAAUGAAUGGAGCCAAUGUGGAGAUCCACAAUGAAAAUGGUCAUACUCCUCUGAUGGAAGCCGCUUCAGCUGGCCAUGUAGAGGUGGCAAAGAUCCUUCUGGAGCAUGGGGCAGGCAUCAACACACAUUCUAAUGAGUUCAAGGAGAGUGCAUUGACUCUGGCCUGCUACAAAGGUCACCUAGAGAUGGUGAAGUUCUUGCUGGAGGCAGGAGCUGACCAGGAGCACAAGACAGAUGAGAUGCACACAGCUCUGAUGGAGGCGUCCAUGGACGGGCAUGUGGAGGUGGCACGCUUGCUGCUGGACAGUGGUGCUCAGGUUAACAUGCCCGCUGACAGUUUUGAGUCACCUCUGACCCUAGCAGCCUGCGGAGGACACCUGGAACUAGCCGGCCUCCUUAUCGAGCGAGGGGCCAACAUUGAGGAGGUCAACGAUGAAGGGUACACGCCCCUGAUGGAGGCAGCAAGAGAAGGUCAUGAGGAUAUGGUGGCACUCCUGCUGUCUCAAGGGGCUGAUAUCAAUGCACAGACUGAAGAGACCCAGGAGACAGCCCUCACCUUGGCUUGCUGUGGCGGAUUCCUGGAGGUGGCUGACUUCCUGCUGAGAUCUGGUGCCCACAUUGAGCUUGGCUGCAGUACACCUCUGAUGGAGGCCGCCCAGGAGGGUCAUUUAGAGCUGGUAUCCUUCUUAUUGCAAUCUGGUGCCAAUGUUGAGGCUCAGACAGGAACAGGUGACACAGCCUUGACUUAUGCCUGUGAGAACGGACACACAGAUGUUGCUGAAGCUUUACUUGAAUGUGGAGCUAACUUGGAACAUGAAUCAGAGGGUGGUAGGACUCCGCUCAUGAAGGCUGCCAGAGCUGGGCAUUUGUGUACUGUCCAGUUCCUCAUCAGUAAAGGUGCCGAUGUGAACAGAGCCACUACCUCCAAUGACCACACAGUCCUGUCACUAGCCUCUGCAGGGGGUCAUCUAGCUGUGGUUGAGUUGCUACUGCAGCAUGGAGCAGAUUGCAACCAUAAACUCAAGGAUGGCUCAACAAUGGUGAUCGAAGCAGCCAAAGGAGGCCAUACCCAAGUAGUCAAGCUUCUUUUGGAGUGGCCCAACCGAUAUCUAGUCCACUCUGCUACUGACCAGCUCGCACAUUUAUGUGUCAAUGAUGUACCAUAUGAAGAGCCUCGAGUCCCUGUCCAGGGUUUGGCUAACAUUGUUCCACCCAGUGAACCAGAUUCCCAGAUUCCACUGGCAUCAGCUAUUCAUACUAAAACAGUUGAGCUGAGUCGCCAGAACUUGCAGAAAAACCUCACGAAACGUUUAAAUGGGGGCCAGGUGGAUACAAAGGGCGGGAACAAGUUUUGUAAUCCUGAAAAUUUUCAGCAGUUCUUCAGUGAUGCUGGGUUAAUAAGUGAUCGAGCUAUUGAUAAGGAAGAAAACCUCUGCACAAACCAGCCAACCAAGGAGGAACAGAUUCAGAGGAAGCAGCAGAUCCUGGAGGAGCUGAAGAAGGUUGAGCAGGAGCUUCAAGACAAGGCCCAGGCUCACUUAUUGCACAGCACCCAGCUGGAACUGGAGGAGCACCACCAGCAGCAGAUACAGACCAAGUUACGGCAGGCUUCCACCUCAUUCCCUACAGCUUCUCCCUUUGGCCCUGCCAAUGCAGUGGUGGCUUCAGCAGGUCUUGGAGCUGUUUCCAAGGCAGAACAGUUGGCGAAACAGAACGAAGAAAUAGCCAAGUUGCUGGAGUUGCCAAGUCACACGAUUGGCUUGAUAGAUCCCCACAAUUUGGAUCAGCUUGACAUUUCAAAAAUUCUGGCCUGGAAUGAAGAGAACUGUGCUGAAGCAUCUUGUCCAGAGGCUUGUUUACAAACGGUCCAAGCACAUUUGCAACAACAGCAGCAGCAGCAAAGCCAACUGCAGAGAACUGCACCUCCACCUCCACCCUUGACAGCCGCUGUGGUACCAACUUCACCAGGUGUUAGCCCUGUGGCAGAUACUCGCGGUGGGGGCGGCGGUGGCGGCAAAAUUUUGGGAGGCAAAAGAAAUGGAUCCAACAAGCAGGUGCGAACCUCCAAGAACUCCCAGCCUUUGCAGCAGUCGCCACCGCCUCCUCCUCCACCACCACCUCCGUUAUCUGUUCAUUCGCCGAAGGGAUCACCUAUGCUUCCACUGGUCUCUCAGCAGCCGACCCUCGCCCAGAAUCAGCCAAUUGUGUUUCAUACCGACCAUAAUGGAGUGUCCCAGUCAGUGGAUUCCUCGCAGAUCCUGGCUCUGAACUCAGCCUCCCAGGUAAUGCUGGACCCGCUGCAGUGCCAGCAGCAUCAGUCCCUGGCCCAGCAGGUGCACCUGCAGCAACAGCAGCAGCAGAUGUUAACGGCCCAACAGCAGAUGUUAGCCUACCCUCAGCUAAUACCCCAGCAGCAGCAGGACCAACUGCUGCACCAGAUGCUGAACCAGUCUAAUCUUCAGCAUCAACUACAGUUGCAACAGGUACAGUGUGGUCAGCAGUUUCUACAGGGAGUGGCCAGCACUCAGGUGACCGCUGCGCACACAGCACAGUUGUCUCAGCAGUUGCUGCAGCAACAACUAAAGCCACCAUCGACGUCCGGCACCUACAGCACACCACCUGUAAACAAAUCUCAGGUCCGCAAACAGCAAAGAGUGGCACAGACAGCCCAGCAGACUGUGAUCCAACAAAAUGCUAUCGUCAACGUGGACGGGAGCUACCCUUCGCCAGGCAUCCUGGGCACGGCCAUGAACUCUCUCUAUUCAUCUGUGGAUGUGGAUUCUCAGACGGAGAGCAACCAUGAUACGGCUCUGACGCUGGCUUGUGCUGGUGGCCAUGCCGAGCUGGUCACUCUGCUGCUGGCCAAGGGAGCGGAUAUAGAGCACAGGGAUAAGAAGGGAUUCACACCACUGAUCCUUGCUGCUACGGCAGGCCAUGUUGAUGUGGUGGAGAUCCUCCUAGACCAUAAUGCUGAUAUUGAGGCUCAGUCAGAACGGACCAAAGAUACUCCUCUGUCCCUGGCCUGCUCUGGCGGUAGAUAUGAGGUUGUAGAGUUGCUGUUGAAUAGAGGUGCAAACAAAGAGCACCGCAAUGUCUCCGACUACACACCGCUCAGCCUGGCAGCCUCUGGGGGGUACGUCAACAUCAUCAGGCUGCUUCUCAACCACAAUGCUGAAAUCAAUUCCAGGACGGGCAGUAAGCUGGGCAUAUCCCCCCUGAUGCUGGCGGCCAUGAACGGACACACAGCAGCCGUGAAGCUUCUCCUGGACCAAGGCAGUGACAUCAAUGCCCAGAUUGAGACCAACCGCAAUACAGCCUUGACCCUGGCCUGCUUCCAGGGCCGGCAUGAGGUCGUCAGCCUGCUGGUUGAUCGUAAAGCCAACAUUGAACAUCGAGCUAAGACUGGCCUGACUCCAUUGAUGGAAGCUGCUUCAGGAGGCUAUGUGGAAGUUGGCCGAGUUCUCUUGGACAAAGGAGCAGACGUGAAUGCUCCCCCCGUGCCAUCUUCCAGGGACACUGCCCUGACAAUUGCUGCUGACAAGGGACACUACCGAUUUGUGGAGCUACUUCUGCAUCGAGGUGCUGCCGUAGAUGUGAAAAAUAAGAAAGGAAACUCUCCACUCUGGCUUGCAUGCAAUGGUGGACACAGCGAUGUUGUCUCCCUGUUGGUCCAGGCGGAAGCUGACAUUGACAGUCAGGACAAUCGUAAGGUCUCCUGCCUGAUGGCUGCCUUCCGCCGCGGACACAUCAAAGUGGUCAAGUGGAUGGUCAAGAAGGUCACCCAGUUCCCCUCGGAAAAUGAAAUUAAGAGAUACAUUGCCACAAUCACUGACAAGGAGCUUCAGAAGAAGUGCAACCAGUGUGCUGACAUCAUCGUGGCCGCCAAAGAACGCCAGGCUGCCGAAGCUAACAAGAACGCUGAUAGUCUUCUAGAAGAGAUCCAGCAGGAGAAGGAGCAGGCGGCCUUGAAGGCAGAGCUGGCCAGCAAGAGGAGGGAGAGACGGCGGGAGCGCAAACGGAAGGGAAAACAACGGGAUGAGAAAAAUGAAAAAGACAAGGAUAGUGGCAAAAACUCGUCACCUGAACCUGAUGGGGAGUCCAACAGUAAAAAAGAUGACGACGAUGAAGAUGAGGAUGAAGAAGAUGACAGUAAUUCUGAACCUCCUAUGAUUGCUGCUCCGCUGACUGUGAAACCUGACCCCGUGAAAUGUUCUAAAGUGAAGAACAGGACAUCGGCACCAAACAAGUGCCAGACUUCACCAGAAAAUCAACAGCCUGCCCGAGUCUUACCAUUGAUGACCUCAUCGGUUGCCGUGACAUCUGCAACAACUACCGCAUCAACUGCCAGUGGGCCCUCGCCUGCCGCAGCUAGAGCUAGUCGAGAUAGUCGUAAGAAGCAACAAAAGGCGGCCAGGGAAAGCCGCUGUGAAGGUAGUGACCAGGAUCGGGGGUUGAGAAAUGUCAAGGCUGAGCUCAGCAAGAAAGAAGUGACCCAGGCUCUGCAGGUGAAGGUCGUCAAGGUGACCACAGCUGCCGAGCUGCUAGUGUCAGCAGCGGGAAUAACCAGUCGUCCUGCUACAUCCGUAGUGACAACCAGCCCCACCCAGGUCAUUUAUGUCACCCACACACCAAAGGUAGCCAGCACAAGUGUGAACACCAACAACCCUGUCUCACAACCACUUCCACCGGUGGUUGGCUACACCAACAGCAAGGAUAACCCCACCAGUGUUGCUGUUAAUGGAGGCGCUGCCAGGUCCAGACCCAAGAAAUCCACUGAUAUGAUAAAACAGAGUAGUACAACUGGUAUCGGCGACUUGGAUGACUUUGGAGUGAUCCCUACCACUGUGCUGAAGAAUAUUGACAAAAUCAAUGGAACUGCGCCAGGUACCAAGAAGUUAAGUGAUAGCAAGAAAGACUGGAUAGAUGAGUACAGCAAAUACUUUGACAAAAACAUGGUCAACAGACUGACCAGUUCUGCCCCUAGUCCAAGAAAGGGCCAGAAGAAGGAGGAUGGCUGGAAGGAAGUCAUCCGGAAGAAUGUUUCCAAGAAACUAUCUGUGCCAGGAAAUGUGAUAUCUCGCCUGAUUGGAAAAGGCGGCUGCAAUAUCAACGCCAUCCGCGAGCUCUCAGGAGCUCAUGUGGAGAUUGAGAAAUCCAAGGGUGCCGCUGAAAGGACUGUAACAAUCAGAGGUGCUCCUGAAGCUAUACGCCAGGCCAACAGUUUAAUUAAUGCGAUGAUAGAGGAGCCGGACAAGGAUGUCUCUGAACUUCUGACUCGGGCUAACAAAGGUCAGAAGCCAGCACCAGAGAAACCAGCGUCACAGAAGGUGCCUGUGGCCAUCACUGAUUUUGCCAUCGGCACAUUUAUUAUCCCGACCACGUCUAUGCACACCAGUAGCAACACCACUGUCAAAUCUCCAGGGCAGUCCAAAUCUGGCAAGCAGAAUGGCAGCCAGUUCAGUUCACAGGCAAACUCGGCUGUCAACACCAUGGGUCCCACUAUCGGGGCUUGGCAGAACCCGGUUCCCGGCCAGGCGUUACCUGCCUCUCCCAGACGAAGCCCGCAGAAACAGGUGACCCCUAGUUCCUCUGUUAUUGGAGCCAGGUCGAGUGCAAUGGAGAAUGCCGAAAAGGCAUCAGCACGGCAACUGAUGUUUGGCAUGGAGCCAGGGAAAAGGCCAAGGUCACCAGUGUCUGUGAUGUCUUCUAGCAGUGCUCCCAUGAACUUCACCACCACGGCCACUAGCAGCAGCAGAGGUGUGGUCUGUACACCACUACCUAACCAAACCAUGAGCAAGCCCCAUGAUCAGCAGCGCCUGCAGAAUCAGAUCAAACCUGCCAUGCCUGCCGGCAUCCCAGCAGCUACUUCUGCAGUUCGCUUCUCUCGUCCCCUUUCCUCUGCCGGACCCAGGAUGGAAGGGUUACCCCUACCAAUUGUUACCAGUGGCUCCUCUAGCCACUUAGACCGUAGCAACCAGGCUGGAAAUUGCACUCCUUCGAGCCAGCCAACCUCCGGAGAGUAUUCACCGUUCAAUAACGGCUUGUUUACAAAUUUUAUGCCCAAGAAAGAAGAGCCAACAGACAAGAUGGACUUUGCUAGUGUGGCCGCUGCGGGUGUGGUCACCACCAGCCCCAGUCCCCAGACGACUACCAACCCAAGCCCAUCGACCAGCAGCAACACCAUCAAUGACAUUGACCCAGUUCUCCAAGCCAAGGCACCAGGAUACAAAAUGCCCCAAGGGAACUCGCCCCCGUACAGGCCUGACAUGAAUGCCAGCAUGGGAGGGUACCAGAUGUCCCCGGUGGGAAGCAGCGUCACCAGCUCAGUCCACGGACUAUCAAACAUUAAUAGCAGCAUGAGACCCUUGGCUCCCGUAGCUACGUUGAUGGAUGACUUCCAGAUAAACCAGAUGCUUCACUACCAGUACUUGAACCAGCAAAUGUCAGAGAACUGUAGUCCCAUGCUGCAGAAUGCUCUAAUGCGAAUGGACAUAGGAACUAGGGGUUUGCCUAUGAUACCGGGGGUAUUCCACCACCAAGGGAUGUCUGGUAUGCCUCUCCAACAACUGCCACAGAAGGAGGAGUACAGCAAGCCGCACAGACCCAUGACACUGCCAGAAAUCAAAGGAGGUCUGAACCCCAAUGCUCCAGAGUUCCAGCUGCCUGGUACUGGGCCACCUAUGAUGAAUGGCUUUGACCGUCAUUCUGGAAGUUCAAUGGGUGGGAUGGUGAGAAUGAACAUGGCAGAUGUUGGUGGACGGUCAGCGAUGGGCCCCCUUGCGAAUCUAGAAGGUCCUAUUCAGAAUUCAGGACCCAAUCCAGGUCAUAUGCCCCCUAUAAUGCAUCCUGACAUGCUAGGAGGCCCUAGUGUCCAGUACCUGCUUCACCAGCAACACCCCCCUGGAAGUGGCCUGGUGGCAACAGACAAUGGAGGAAGCCCGCAGCUGGUUGCCGGUCAGAUGACAUCUAGUCUCAGCUCCAUACCACACCCUCACAGUUCCGCACAAGGCAUGAUGGGACCUCCGGGCCUGUCUCCAGGCGGAGGAGGGAUUCCCAACUUCCUACCCCAGUCGCAGCCUCAGAGGGCCCAUACAUCCUUGCAGAACCUAGCUGGGGUUCGGCCCAGCAGUGCUCCGUCUGUUCAGCCAGUGGAUCCUGGAAUCAUGAGCGCCCCAAGGAGUGGAUCACCUCUGUCAGCAAGAACUCCACCACUGGAUCAUGGGAAACUGAUACAGCCAAUCGGAGGUGAGCGACGGAAAGGAACAGGGAGGCCAGGGCCUGUGCCCAACGCUGGCUCAUACAGUAAUUUAUGGAGCUUUGGCGACUCCACGGCCUAUAGCCCCAAGUGGUCUACCAGUGGUUCUAUAAGGGCUAACCCUGUCCCUUCGGCAGUGAUGACAGCCCCAGGGGUUUCCGGUGGUAACAUGGUCUACCCAGGUAUGCCAGAUGCAGAUAAUGAGGUCCUUGACUACGGUCUGCAGUCACAUGUUCCAUUUAACGAUACAGGGAUGCCUGGAGGUGAUGGCGACCAUAAUAGCAUGGGACAGCCGCCUGCUAUGAUGGUACCAGCAAUGUAUAGUAACGGUCCUUAUCCGAUGGCUCCAAUGUUUCCACCCAAGGGCAUUGUUGGCGAUUCCCAUACUCCUCCUCUCUGGAACCCAGCCCUGACACUUGUGCCCUCUGGCCAAGGUGACAAUGAGAGAUGGCAGUCAUGGAGUCAGUGA
Molecule: messenger RNA, 8595 nt
Organism: Candidula unifasciata
Lineage: Eukaryota; Metazoa; Mollusca; Gastropoda; Stylommatophora; Geomitridae
Source: the annotation of a GenBank genome assembly